Macrobrachium nipponense is the source of this 3332-nucleotide messenger RNA. RefSeq lists its product as uncharacterized. The record is from RefSeq and is a predicted model, not a curated record. Lineage: Eukaryota; Metazoa; Arthropoda; Malacostraca; Decapoda; Palaemonidae. The transcript has 7 exons. Bases 396 to 1757 code for a protein of 453 amino acids.
AGGUUGCCAUUGCUUGAGGAAAAUUUUAUCUAUUUUGCAAGCACGAAGAUCAACAACCUUUAUAACGUGCCAUUGUAUAGUCGUGUUCAUUUAAUCUUAUGAGGAAUGUGUUCUUAGUUCCAAAGGGAUUGCAAGUAAAUGUCAUUUAGGAAAAUUAUGCGAGUCGACCCGAAUUCUGUCUGACAUCAGCUGUUUCCAUGACCAUGACUCGAACGCAGAUCUUCCUCUUGCAUUCAUAGUCUUGAGGUCCAAGUCGUCCUGUCAGCGACAAGUUGAAUUAAAUGUGACGUUCGUGUUAUAAAUGUGAAUACCAGUCGUUUUGGUAAAGAUGGAGGGCUGAAUCAUUCAUUCAUUUUAUGUAACUUAAAGUGAAAUAGUAACAUUAACCUGUUACCAUGGCUGAAGGUGACGCUUCGGAAGAUCUUCAAACUCUAAUUCGUGCUGAUGACUUGGAAGGGAUAAAUGAAGAGUCAGUAGUUAUAACUGCUGCUCCACCCUCUCUUUUGUUGGAUCAGCUCCCACCUUGGUACUUACCUGUGCACUGUUCUUUGCUGGUCAUAGUUACAACAGCACUUGUUGUAAUACUGCCAGUAUACUUAGAGUCUGUUAAUGUUGCUGGAGAUGCAUAUUCAGCUCUAAUCUUCACAUCUAUAUUCACGGCUCUACCUAUUGUAUUGUACAUACAACUACGUUACAGCUAUUUUUGUCAGUUUAUGCGCCUUGGACCAUCAUCUCCUAUCACGAUUCUGAAGACUGGGAUGUUUCAUGGCUUAGCUAGCGUCAUGAUUGUGUAUGCUCUAGACAGAAAGAGAGUUCUAUGUCAUACACAAGAGCCAUUGAUGGGCCUUGUUGUUAUGUACAUGAUUAUUAUCUACUUCUUCUAUAGAGGUCCAGAACUUAGCUCACCAAAGAUGUUCAGCCUGUGUGGAGUACUUGGUGGAUUAUUCUUAGCAAUGGACUUCCAGUUGAACAACCUUUAUAUGUGUCAUGGGCAUACCAGGCUCUCUCCAGAGGAUGAUGGUGGUUCAUGGAGUGCUCAGGCUCAUGCUUUGUGGACUAUUGUAUACUGUGCUGCUCUUUUUAUCUUCACUUUAGCUUGGUUGCUUUUGGAGAAGGAAAUUGUUACCAAAAGGCCAGGACCCGGUGGGAUGAGUCUAGUAAGCACUGUAUCUGGUGGAAUGACAUCACCUGGAGGUUCAUCAGAAGCCCUCUUAACUAGUCAUGGUGAUACUAAUAUACUACCUUUACACAAUUCCACAAAUGCUAAAUGGGGAAUACAUAUGGUUUGGUUUACAUUAGCAUCUCUUUUCACUGUUAUGAUGCUGUUUUGGACAGACUUCUUCACAGCUCUUGGCAAGGCUGGUUCUCCCCAAGAGUUUGUAGAACUGACAUCUGGUGGACUGCGAUGUCAUUUCCAUUGGGGUAAGGAGUGUAAAGCUACCGCACUGUAUGGGUGGUUGUUUGCUGUUCUUCACGUGUGCUUUCUAAUGCUUUUGGGAAGAGUGGUAACUGCAGCACGUUCCGUCAUCUUUGCCUUAUCAGUGGCAUCAGUUGCAUUACCAUUCCAAGCUUUAUGGUGGUCUCUGUUCUCAACUGGUGGGUCCCUUGGAAUGAUUUGGCAGCCACAGGUGACAGGAGAGUUCAUCUUCAGCCUCCUAGGUUUGCCCAUAAUGAUUGCAUGUUUAUGCUUUUGGAGUCAUGUUGAUACAAGAGAUAAAAUGCGAUCAAAUAACUUUGCACUUACAGGACCUUCUUAAUGUCAUGGUACAUUGCUAGAGAAUGGUAGUUAAAUAUUAUAUUUAUUAUUUAAUACUGAGCAAGUGAUGAUGGUAAUGUAUUGCUCUUUACGGUGUGUUUGUCAUUCAGGUGAUUUACACAUUUAUUUUAUUUUGUUUAUUGUUGAAUGAGAAAGAAAUUUGUGGAACAUUUACAAGAGGUGUUUUUGCUAAGUGGUUAGCAGGUCAUGUAUAUCCUUCUGGUUAAUGGCAUUGGCAGUUGAUAUUGUCAGAAACCAUACAAAAUUUAUUAAUUGAACUGUAUAGUAUUUAAUUUUAUUAUAAAUUUAUAUUGGCACACUCAAUUUAUCUUACCGAGACAGACAUAUUUCUUGUACAGAAAAAGACAGUAGCAGUUUCAUGUUCAUUCAACUAGAAUAAUAGGGAGUAUAUAUUUGUUGCUCUUAUUUUAUAGUGUCAUGUGUUAGCGCGUAGCCUGUGCUGAAUUCAAGGCUUAAGUGCGUGUCACUUAUAUGUUACCUUAGAGUAGGAAUGUUCUUAGCUUUCAAUGUUUUGUCUCAUAUGUUUAUUUGUGUUUUUCCGAGGGAUAUCUUGGCAUAAAGCAUUUAAUUUCCAGACUGGAAAUUCAAAUAUUUAGUCACUCACAAAAUAUAGAGAGGAAAAAUACUAUCAGAAAGUUAGAAAUAUACUAACAUCUCAUUUCAAUUCAUUUUAUUCAAGUUCAAGAGAAACAUUUCAGUUUGUGUGUAUUAUGUUGUCAUUUGCAGUAAUAUAUUUUGACUUGUAAACCAAUGAAAUCAACAAAUAAGUCUUGUUUCCAAGUAUAUCGUUAGUUGUAUGAAACUUGAUUCAGGGUACAUUAGUCUUGUUUCCAAGUUUAUCCUAAGUUGUGUGAAACUUGAUUCAGGGUACAAUCAUUUCACAAAAGUUAAAAUUUGUAUCACAGAUGAAUAGAUAACUAAUAGCACAAGGCACUAUAUUUAAAUUGCUGUUAAAUUUAAGCAAAUUUCAAGAAAGGAAAUUAAUUAUAAUUUCUUAUACAUAUCUAAAGUUAUUACAAACAGUUAAAGCUUUAGUUGUCUAGUCGAAAGUGGCUUAAAGAUGUAAGGUACACAAAAUACAUUCUACCUUGACUUUUGUAUUUGUGCCAAAAAUGUAGCCACUUUUAUUUUAUAUCUGUCUUUAUUAGAGAUUAAUGUUUAUGUAAAAAAAUAAUGCCAAAAUGCUGUGUAAUUUCUUUUACAACAUUCAUUCUUUUUAGUCUUUUUUUAAAAAUAAGUUGGUUAUAACUGACUUUACAUAUAUCUGUAUAUAUGAUAAAACCCUAAAUGUUGCAAGGGUUACCUUCCUAAAUAACAAAUAAAACACUUGCAAAAGUAGUAUGAAAACUAUGCCAUGAGGAGAAUAGAAGUGGGGGACCAAUAACAAGACAAAUUUGUUGAAACAAAAUAUUCUUCUACAUUAUAUAUGUCAGUUGUGUUUAAAUACACAUAAGUUACAGUGAACCUGUGAAAUUUUUAAUGGCUUUAUAAUUUAAAUAAAGGAUUAUUCUUAAUAAAUAAAUUGUAAUGAAUAAAGAGGCAUUUAUCAGCAAAA